AUGGCGGAGGUGGGGGGGGUCUUCGCCUCCUUGGACUGGGAUCUACACGGCUUCUCCUCCUCUCUGGGGAACGUGCCCUUAGCUGACUCCCCGGGCUUCCUGAACGAGCGCCUCGGCCAGAUCGAGGGGAAGUUGCAGCGCGGCUCGCCCACAGACUUCGCCCACCUGAAGGGGAUCCUGCGGCGCCGCCAGCUGUACUGCCGCACCGGCUUCCACCUGGAGAUCUUCCCCAACGGCACGGUGCACGGCACCCGCCACGACCACAGCCGUUUCGGAAUCCUGGAGUUUAUCAGCCUGGCUGUAGGCUUGAUCAGCAUCCGGGGAGUGGACUCUGGCCUGUACUUAGGAAUGAAUGAGCGAGGAGAACUCUAUGGGUCGAAGAAGCUCACACGUGAAUGUGUGUUCCGGGAACAAUUUGAAGAAAACUGGUACAACACCUAUGCUUCCACCUUGUACAAACACUUGGACUCGGAGAGACAGUAUUAUGUGGCCUUGAAUAAAGAUGGCUCACCCCGGGAGGGAUACAGGACUAAACGACACCAGAAAUUCACUCACUUUUUGCCCAGGCCAGUAGAUCCUUCUAAGUUGCCCUCCAUGUCCAGAGACCUCUUCCGCUAUAGGUAAUGGAACCCUAGUGUGACCUUUGUGACCCCUGUACUCUAGGGCCACAGUUGUCUCCACAAGCACCAUACUCAUAGCUUCUCAAUCCUCUUUCCUACCAGUUUAGAUAACAGAGGA
This is a messenger RNA of Neogale vison (American mink), 738 nucleotides long. RefSeq names its product fibroblast growth factor 16 (gene FGF16). Gene Ontology annotation, molecular function: growth factor activity; fibroblast growth factor receptor binding. The transcript has 3 exons. Gene Ontology annotation, biological process: positive regulation of cell population proliferation; positive regulation of gene expression; positive regulation of endothelial cell chemotaxis to fibroblast growth factor. NCBI's taxonomy places the organism in Eukaryota, Metazoa, Chordata, Mammalia, Carnivora, Mustelidae. The record is from RefSeq and is a predicted model, not a curated record. The coding region runs from base 1 to 624 and encodes 207 amino acids. Gene Ontology annotation, cellular component: cytoplasm.